AUGGGCGACGACGCACCCGCGCAGUUCAUGCCGCGCUUCCGCACCGACGUGUACCCCUUCAUCCACCCAGCCAAGUUCAAGGGCGCGCUCAAGGACAAGGUCACAAUAAUCACAGGCGCGGCCGGGGCCAUCGGGCAGGGCCUGGCCGAGUCGUUUGCCGUGGCGGGCGCGGCGCUGGUCCUGACGUACAACAACACGCCCCCGCCGCCGGGGUUCAAGGACCGGUGCCUCGGCCUGGGCGCCGCCGCCGCCACCUUUGUCAGGUGCAAUGUUGCCGAGCUCAAGGGCUGCGAGGACCUUGUGCGGCAGACCAUCGAAGCCCACGGCAGGGUCGACAUCCUCAUCAACAAUGCCGGGGCUAACGGCCUGGGACCGCUCGACGCGCAGGACCCGCGCGACUUCAUCCGCGACAUCGCGGUCAACUUCCACGGGCCGUACUUUCUGAUGCGGCUGGUGCUGCCGGGGUUCCGGGCGCAGGGCAGCGGGUGCGUGCUCAACAUCGCGUCGCGCGCGGGCACCGUGGCGAUCCCGUAUAGCACGUCGUACUGCGCUAGCAAGGCGGCGUUGAUCAACCUGACGGGCUGCGUGCAGAAGGAGAUGGACGCCGAGGCGCUCGACGGCAUCCACCUGUACUCGCUGCACCCGGGCGGCAUCAAGUCGGCUAUGACGCUCAAGAAGUACGGCGACGAGUCGGUCGGCAACCUGCCGCCCCAGGCGCGCGGGUGGUUCGCGAAGGCGCUCGACAUCUACAACGACUCGCCCUACCUCAACGGCAUGGUGUGCGUGGCGCUGGCGACGGGCCUGGCUAGGACCGCCCUGCGCGGUAAGUACAUCGACGUUGGCCAGGACCUCGAGGACGUGCUGGCCCAGGCCGCCGCCAUCGCCCAGAACCCAGAGCUAUACUCGCUGCACACGUCCUUCCUCGGCGGCCUGCCUAACGGCGGGAUACCCCCGGGCGGCUACACGACGGCCGAGAAGCCGUUUGAGUUUCCGGGGUUCUAG
Molecule: messenger RNA, 1002 nt
Organism: Lasiosphaeria miniovina
Lineage: Eukaryota; Fungi; Ascomycota; Sordariomycetes; Sordariales; Lasiosphaeriaceae
Exons: 5
Coding region: 1-1002 (333 amino acids)
Cellular component (GO): membrane
Molecular function (GO): oxidoreductase activity
Source: RefSeq, a predicted model, not a curated record